AUGACCAACUUCAGGAAGGCUUUCUUUGCCGCGCUCGUCAAGAGCUUGCUUCGGGGCAAGUCUCUGAUCCAGGCCAUCAUCGCCUACUGGAUGCAUCCCUCUGCCUCCAACGGUCAAACUGCGCCGCAAAAGAGCCUCCAGGACUUCCUCAAAGAUGCUGAAGCUUGUCUCAUUGGCCCGAUCAGUGGCGAUGGCCUUGUCAAGCUUUCCAGUGACCUGCGGAAACAGUUCUUCGACGGCUUCCAAUCUGACGGAGAAUCCAUGCUACCGUCUUACAGCCAUCAGCUUCCUACCGGCCAAGAGCAUGGCCAAUAUCUGGCCCUCGAUGUUGGUGGAUCGACACUUCGAGUUGCCCUGGUAAAACUAUCAGGCCGUAGCUCCUCCACUGUUGGCAGUGAUGGCGAUAUUGUCAGCAUGCAAAACUUCAAAAUCACCAGAGACAUCAAGAACCUUGAGGGCAUGGCCUUCUUCAACUGGAUGGCCGCUAGAAUAAAGGAAACUUUGUCAUCUAGCCUUAAGCAGGAAAACGCUAUGGAUAAACCCAUUCCUGUGGCCCUUGCUUGGAGUUUCCCCAUCGAACAAACCUCGCUCGGCGGCGGCAAAUUUGGCAGAAUGGGCAAGGGAUUUCUUGCUGACGUUGGUCUAUUGGGACAAGAUUUGGGCGACAUUAUCAAAAAGGCGAGCGAGAACGAGGGGCUCAACGUCGAGCUGCAGGCCAUCCUCAACGACUCAAGCGCAUGCCUACUCUCCCGCGCCUACUCUCACCCUUCAACUCGAUUCGGACUGAUUCUUGGAACUGGCGUCAACAUUGCUGCCUACAUGCCUGUUUCUACCCUUGGUCGUGCCAAGUUUGGUGUUCGCCCAGCCGGCUGGUUCGAAGAGGCCAGCCACGUCAUUGUCAACACCGAGCUAGGCAUGUUUGGCACCGACAUUCUUCCCUUGACUCGAUGGGAUAAGAUUCUUCUCAAGGAUCACCCCCGGCCCGACUUCCAACCUCUCGAAUACCUGGUCAGCGGCAUGUAUCUUGGUGAGAUUGUCCGUAUUGCCAUUGUCGAGGCAGUUGCCUCGGCAGGGCUUCUCGGCGGCGUUCUCCCAGAGUCACUUACCACGAAUUACACUCUGGGGACCGACACCAUCUCUAUGAUUGCAAGUGAUACGACAUCAGAACUCACCGAGGCCAUCAACCUCUUUUCCGAGCGCCACCCCUCCACCCAUACCCCUACCACAUCUGACAUGGCCGCCAUCAAGGCGCUUGCUACCUUCGUGUCCGUCCGUUCCAGCGCUCUCGUUGCCACCUGCCUCUACACCUUGUGGGAGGUUCGUCUCGAGGGCGAGAAAGACUUUGUCAAGACGCUCCCCCAAGACUCGCUCCUGCGCAAGCGGGUCGAGGACGACAUUGAGCUCGAGAAGACCACCGUCUCGUUCAACGGGAGCGUCAUUGAAAACUUCCCCGGCUACCUCGAGAGCUGCCAGCGAUACAUCACCGAGCUGCUCCAGAGCAAGGGCCACGCCAAGACGCGAAGCAUCGAGCUCGUCAUCGCCAAGGAGAGCUCGCUGAUUGGAGCGGCCGUGGCUUUAGCAUGCAUCAACCCAGAGGCAUAA
Molecule: messenger RNA, 1602 nt
Organism: Cordyceps fumosorosea ARSEF 2679
Lineage: Eukaryota; Fungi; Ascomycota; Sordariomycetes; Hypocreales; Cordycipitaceae
Product: hexokinase-1
Exons: 3
Coding region: 1-1602 (533 amino acids)
Biological process (GO): glycolytic process; intracellular glucose homeostasis; glucose 6-phosphate metabolic process
Cellular component (GO): mitochondrion; cytosol
Molecular function (GO): glucokinase activity; fructokinase activity; ATP binding
Source: RefSeq, a predicted model, not a curated record